AUGGACGACACGACUACUAGUGUCCCAGAUAUGAGUAAAGAUGACUCGUAUGAUCAAGAAUUAAUAGCAAAUUUAAAGAAACAAGUAGAGAAAUUGACUCUUCCAUUAAGUAGUGCUGAGGAAGAAAUUGGUAAUCUUACAUUAGAAAACAACAAUCUAAAACAGUCAAACGAGAAGCUUCAAAAGAUUAAUAUACUUUACAAAAAAAAUUACCAACAGCCCUGCAAAAAAAUCUAA
This is a messenger RNA of Parnassius apollo (apollo), 237 nucleotides long. The record is from the annotation of a GenBank genome assembly. NCBI's taxonomy places the organism in Eukaryota, Metazoa, Arthropoda, Insecta, Lepidoptera, Papilionidae.